Pocillopora meandrina is the source of this 8980-nucleotide messenger RNA. Lineage: Eukaryota; Metazoa; Cnidaria; Anthozoa; Scleractinia; Pocilloporidae. The record is from the annotation of a GenBank genome assembly.
AUCAUUCUGUGUUAGAAACAUUUCCAGUCAUUUGCUUUUGUCGGGUAAUUUUUUUUUUUAUAGAACCGAGAUUAACACAAUUUCUAUAAUCAGCAACCAAGUACUAUGUCCAUGCGCCGAGCAAGUCACGCAGGAACCUGGUAUUCUGAUAAUGGUACAGUAAAAGCGCUUAGAACAAAAUGUUUUCUAUCUGAAAGCAAACUUUAAAUAUUUGCUAUCGCGAAAAAAUACCGGUGUUUUAAAAAUUACUUACAUCUAUUGUUACUCCCGGCAAUUCUAGCCCGAACACUUAAUCAGAAGUUAGAGGAAUGGUUAUCUAAAGCUCACCCUUCGUGUCGACCAGCCAAAGCUAUCAUAGCACCGUAAGUAAAAUUAGAUAUUUCUGAAGUUCUUCGAAAAUUAAAUAGAUAAUUGAAGAACGACCCUUUGUGAAUUAAGUGAUGUUUUCUUUCUUUCAUGAAGACAUGCGGGUUAUCAGUACUGUGGAUCUUGUGGAGCUCAUGCCUACAGACAGAUCGAUCCAAGUAAAAUGUAAGUAUAUGGUGCCGUGUCCCUCGCGCUUUUCAAAGGUGUUAAGUAGGGGAAAAAUUAUUUGAACAGAACUCGCAUGACUAUUCAUGUUUGCCCCCGAUAUCAACGGGAAACAACAAUAUAAGCUUCAAUAGAUUUCUGUUUUCAGGUGCCAUCCACAGACUUUUGGUGGUUCAUUCAGUUAAGAGGCUAAGCGAGGUUGUUGAAUUUUUGGUUCAUGAAAUCUCUUUUCUCUUUUCUUUUUUCCUCAUUAUUUGCAUUAAGUUCUCCUAACUGAUUUGCAUACAAGUAUUUUUGGGCAGCUUUGAGAAUUUGAAAAUUGAUAACUCGCUAAUACACACUGUAUUCUGAAAUAGUAAACUUAUUUUGUGUGUUUUGGACUUUUAAGUGUGAAAAUGUCUUGCUUUAAUGUGUUAUGAGAAAUUGGGUUUUGGUCAGAAGAGGGAGCUGGCAGCUGUGUUGCUGUUAUGAAAUUAAUUGAAGGGCCUUUUGCAAUAGGGAAAUCUCAUUGUGCCAAAUUCAGAGCAAAAAAUGUAAAGCAGUUUGCAGUUCAUUAAAAGUAUACAAGGUUUUCUUAUCAUCCAUACAGUUACUAAGUAAAUAAUUUUAAAUUUGUAGGUAACAAUUGUAUAAGCAUUAAUAAUUUACCCACUGGUUCAACUUUGUCUUUGUCAACUGGCUAAGGAAAAAAAUGAAACUGUACCCAUUAAGAGUUAAUUGUAAAUAUUUAAGCCAGGCCAUGUUACAACCUACAAUUUUAUCAGAUUUAUAUAACUUCUCAUGUACAUGAAGAAGCCUUUUUAAAAAUUUUUAUCGUAAACCAUGGAAGAGUAAACUUCCUUUCUGACUGCUUGUGUUCUAUUUAAUUAAUUGUUUUAUGUUUGUGGUUAAUUCUGUCUGUCAUUCCACCUGCUAUUAAAUGGCCAAUUUGAUUUCACUAUUUUUUUAAGUAACAUGUACAACUCUCUAGGGCUUCAAGUGAAACUUGUCUAAAUUGAUAUUUUGAUGACUGUAAAUAUUUAAAGGGAAAGUAUUCUAGAUCAAUUUUUUGAUCUUCUAAGAAGUUUUUGUUUUAUAGAACAAAGGAUAGACUUUAAUUUUGGAGAGGGGGUUUAUCAGUGGUACUAUAAUGUGGAGGGAAAAAAUAUUACUUAGAAUGUCAUUUGUUAGAGCAUGGAAUAGGUAUGUUAUAUCUUAUUGGCAAUCCAUGGACCUGAGAAGCUGCUCAUGUGAAAUAAACUUACAUAAUUAACCCUUUAAUUCCCAUAAGUGACCAAGACAGAAUUUCUCCUUACAAUAUCAAUAAAAUAUCAAACAGAUAAUUGAUAAGAAUAAAGAAAAAUAUCAAUUUAGAGAUAAUAAGUUGAUCCAAUGCUAAAUUCUCUGAACUAACCUUAUAAGAAUUAUAUGGUUGACAGUAAGGAGAAUUAUAAAGUUGAUCCGGGAGUUAAAAGGUUAACCCUUUAACUCCCAGAGGAGAUUAACAUGAAAAUUAUCUGACUGUAAACAGUAUCCAGCAAACAGGUUAUGAGAAUACUCAAACAUAUCAGGUAGAAGUUGAUAUCUUGAUCUAACACUUAAUUGUUAUAAAAAAAAAUUACAAGGAAAUGUGUUGAGCUAGAAGGGAGAAUCAAAAAUCAAAUCUUGGUAGUUGGAGGGUUAAUUUAACCCUUUAACUCCCAGAUCAAAUUUGUAAUUCUUUUUAGUGUCAACCAUACAAUUCUUAUAAUGUUAGUUCAGAGAAUUCAGUAUUGGAUCUACUAAUUAUCCCCAAACUAAUAUUUUUCUUUAUUCUCAUCACUUACCUGGUUGAUAUUGUAUUGAUCUUGUAAGGAGAAAUUCUGUCUUGGUCACUUGUGGGAGUUGAAGGGUUUAAAAAAUGAGUGGAAGCUCUCAGGAGGUUCCCUCUAAAUUCCAAGAAGGUGUCCAUAACUGGAAUUGGCUUUUUAGUUGUUUGGUGUUUUGAUGGCCUGAAAUUAUUAAGUCAUGACCAGAAAUGUAAUUUUUGUUACUGGAGUAGAUAAUGAAUUUAUACUGAAAUGAAAAAAAGAAAGGAAAAGGACUCUUUGCUGACCACACCUCUUUUCUUUGAAAUGAGCUACAUGGCUGGCAGUAGUUUGCAAUUGGGGAUUCAAGUGACACUGUUAGGCUAAACCCUUUAAGUCUCACCAGUGACCUAGACAGAAUUUCUCCUUACACCAUUAGUAUAAUAUCAAGCAGGCAAUUAAUGAGAAUAUAGAAAAAGAUCAAUAAGGGGAUUAUUGGUUGAUCCAGUUCCAAAUUCUCCAAAUUAACAUUACAUGAACCGUAAGACAGACAGUAAGGAGAAUUACUGAUGAAAUCAUGGGAGUGAAAGGGUUAAUACUCACACAAUCAAGAAGAAAAAGUAUUAUUUUUUUAACUGUAAGGAAGCUAUGAAUGCUGUGAUAUGUAAACGCUCCCCUUGCUUUAAUCAGAACAUAACAGCGUGCCACAUGACUAGGAAACUCAGGUUACCAUAUUGUGGUUGUCAAAAUUGUCCUUUGCUGAGCACAGAAACCAAUUUGAAAACAGGUUGCAGCAGCUUGGAGUAGUAACUAAAGCUGUAUACUUUUGUGAGCUUGUUUAGUGGAGUGGUGUUUGAAAUUUAACCAGAUUUAUAUGACUACAAAAUAAACAUCAAAGUACUAAACUGGAGAAAGCACUAACAUUCUCCUCCCUCUCCCCCUCAUAUUGGGAUUCAGACUCAUUAUUUUAUGCCAUGAGCAAUGGUUUGCUACAAGUGGAAAGAAGUAACAGCUAAAGAUUAAACUUUUUGAGGUCUUUUCCCUUUUUAAUAUUUUCUUGGUAUGUUUUAUAGAAAGAGGAUAUUUAUCCUGGGUCCAUCUCAUCAUAUGUACCUGCCUGGCUGUGCAGUAACAAGUUUAUCACAGUAUGAAACUCCAUUGUACAAUCUUUCAAUUGACACAGAGGGUAAGAGCAGUUUUCUUUGAAAUAUCACUUUUGAGAAACUGUUUUAAUUCAUCUACCAGCUUUAUUAAUUUAUGUGUCUUCAGUUAUAGUUAAUUAGCACAAUUUAAGCAAAAGCCAAGGUUUCCAUGGCAACAGAGUGAAUUGAACAAAUCAAGAGUGGUUAAAGCCUCUGCUAUGACAAAUGAUGUUGUCGAUAAGAGUACAGACCACACAAAACCACCGUUGAUUUGUUUUUUAACAACAAUAUUAAUUUUAAAGCUGAUUCUUUUAGUGCGUGACCAUUGCAUGAAACAUUGAUGCCUGCAGUGUGGUUUGUAUAUAUUUUGAUCAACAAUGUCAAAUUGGCCAAUGUGAUUAGGACAUAACUGCCAAUUGUGGUAAAAAUCAAUGUUUUAAAUUUCUUUUUCAGUAAAUAGAGAACUAUUGGCAACAGGAGAGUUUGAGAAGCUUAGUCAAGCUGAUGAUGAAAGAGAACACAGUAUCGAGCUUCAUUUGCCUUAUAUUGCCAAAGUUAUGGAGAGGUGUGAACAUCAAGAAAAUUAUUACACUCUACCAAUUGCAUCUUUUGUUCAAAGUUCUAAGGCCUAUUAUCAGGGUGGUGAUCCUUCAUAGUGGCUGCAAUGUGAUUUGUUUUAAUUUAGCUUCGUGAAUUUGAUUUGACAUCAACUCAACACCCAACAGCUGAUUGCAUAAAUACAUAAAAGCCUCCAUUUGGCACAAAAAUAUACUUGGAUAUUUGUCCACAGAAAUAAUCUGGUCUGAGAAGCUUGCUCUCAGAAAACUUUUCCCUUCUCAGAGCAAAUCAUGUUUGCAGACAAAUACUCAGGCAUAUUUUGGUGCCAAAUGGAGGCUACUGUGGUUAUUAUUGUGAUUAUUAUUAUCCUCUAAACAUUUUGCAGUGUGUAGACAAAAUGUUUACAAACAACGUACUAUUUACUGUACAAUGACAUUUCCUUUUUAGUGUUCCUUGGUACAAUUUUAUAAACAUAGAAAUAUAUCAUAUUGGCUUGAAAACUGGGUAAUAUUACUGGAUACUUUCCAGUUUAGAUGGGAAGUUUUUGGUUGCAUGACACAUUUAGACCAAUCACAUGCGAGCAAAAAUAUUUGAUGGAAUGGAUUAUAAGUAUGUAUAUUCACAUUAUCUGUUUGCUACAAGAGUGCAUCUCAAUUGGGUGUCAUAAAACCAAAUGCAAAGUUAUCACUGCCACUAGCCAAUCAGAGCAAAGUAAAACAUAACAAUGUGCUGAAAUAAAUUCUCAAUAAAACCAAGAAAAUUGCUCAUAGCGUGGAAAAUGUAAGUAGCCAAGUGGCAAUCAUUUUUAGAUUUGAAUCUGAUUAUUCCAGAAAGCAGGACAACUUUUCGAGAUCAAUCACAUUGCAAAAUUAAGCAAAAAUAAAGGAAUCAGAGGUUACUUUUGAUGGUGAAUUGAAAAUUUCUUUGAUAUAUGGGGAUUAUGAGGAAAAUCACUUUUUAAAAUAUCUUGAGAAGUUAAAUGGUUUUAAGAAUAUUGUUCUUUUGCUGACAGUAAGAAGGACCAAUUUAAGAUUGUUCCAAUUGUGGUUGGUUCAUUAUCAACAAGGAGUGAAGUCACAUAUGGCCGGCUUCUUAGCAAGUAUCUGGUCAGACCAGAGAAUUUGUUUAUCAUCUCUUCAGACUUCUGUCACUGGGGUUAGUACACUGAAAAUAAUUUUUCAAAUGUUAAUAAAAAUCAGUGAUUAAGAGUUGUCCAUAAAGCAUCACAUACAAUACUUUAAUGUGUUGAUAAGAAUUCUUAUGAAAAGCUAAGUGAAUGAUGAUUCAGGAAAAAGAAAACAUACACAAAUGUGCUGACUGAAUCUAACUUGAAAUUUAACCCUUUAACUCCAAAGAUCUGAUUAUUAAUUCUCCCCUCUAGCUGCUACACUUAUCCUUGUAAAUUAGGCACAAGAAUUUGGUUUUAGAUCAGGACAACAACUUUGACUUAGCAAGUUUAAGUAUUCUUAGUACCUGUUUGGUGGAUAACAUAUGGAUGUUAUAUAGAGAGGUUACUUGUUGAUCACUUCUGGAAGUUAAAAGGUGAAGGAAAAAAGUCUAGAAUACUUCUGCAGUAAAUUGUUGAUAUCCUCACCAUAAAGAAGAUGUGUGCUUUCCAUAAAUUGAUCAUGAACUUGAGAUCAAGAAAAUCAUCAAAUAAGAAUUUACAACAUUUUGGAAGAUUCUUUGUAGUUAAAGUGGCCAGUAAUACUUAACAUUAAUUUCCCAGUCUGGCUGAGCAAGCUGUAACAAAUUUGCACAGUCUAUGUGUGGUUUGGGGAAUGACAGUAAUAGUUAUAAUGAUGAUAAUAAUGAUAAUAACCAAAACAAUUGAAAGCUGGGAUUAUUACCUUCCCAAGUUAGCCUGAAGGAGUUAAACUGGUAAGAGUGAUCUUUCAAGACAGUAAUGGCAACUGACUGUAGGAUACCCUUGGCCAUGUACAGUGUACAUGACUUUUUAAUGCUUUUUUUCUUUCAGGAUCUCGAUUUAGUUACACAGUUUAUGACAAAAGUUGUGGUCCCAUUUAUAAAUCUAUUGAAGCUCUAGAUAGAAAGGUAAUCUACGACUUAAAUGUAAAGAUCACAAUAUCACAAUUUUUUAUAUGGAAUUAUCAUUAUCAUUAACUAGAUGCCUUGUCUACUGAGCUGCAGAAAGUUUGUUGACAAGCUAGGCUGCUCUGCGUGAUUUAUAUGUGACACAUGUGGCAAAUUACCACAUUUCCUCAAAUAAGCACUUAGGUGCUUAUUUAAAAUUUUGUCUAGAGGGGGGGGGGGUAGAAGAAGGGCACUUUAGCACAGUAAAAGGAGCAGUGUUUAUUAAGAAACUUCUCAGCUGUACUGAUCCCACUGAAGUUAAAACUUACAAGGUUUUAAAUAAAGUAGCAGUAGAAGCAGGUUUUUUUCCUUGUAUCCCUGUUAUUAAGAAAGUGAGGGAGAAAGGGGGGAGCAUCUAUUUGGCCUAUGGGGUUGGGUGCUUAUCAGGCAAAGGGCCCUUGUUAGAGAGUGGGUGCUUAAUCAAGGAAAUAUGGUAAUCACUCUUUUUUUCUUAAAGUAAGAGGGAAACAAAAUGUUUGCCUGUCAAUUCAAUGAAAGCACAGAGGUUUUAUUAUUUAUUCUUUCAGACAUUAAGAUAGCUAAGAUUAAUUGCUGUGCAACAUUGUUGUAUUUAAAUCUUAGGGUAUGGAUGCCAUAGAAAAGCUUGACCCUGCCUGUUUUGCAGAAUAUUUGAAGAAUUCCAAAAACACAAUAUGUGGUAGACACCCCAUAGGUGUCCUACUCAAUGUAAGUAUUACAAUAAAACCUCAAGUAUCCAGACCUUGAUUUUCUAGAUUUUUCUUGAUUAUCAGGACUUGUUUCUUUGGUCCCAUAUUGUUUGUGAAUUUUAAUUAAUCACAUUUGAGAUCUGUAACAACUUUUUUCCAUGCACGUGUAGCAAAACUACCAUUGGAACUGAAUUUGUUCCACUUCCAGAAGUGUUUUAGGAAGUGUUAACAUACUUUAGGUGGAAAGACAAACCAAUGUUGACACUAUCCCAUGCAGCUUUGCUAUUCAACUCAGUCCCUAGGGGUCUGGAUGAUUGAGGUUUUGAUUUUGCAAAGCAUUUAGAUUCAAGCUUUUUUAAAUAUCAGCCCCCAGAGCCUCUGGAGAACACUACAUAGCUUGCACCUCCUUUACCCUUAGAUAUGCCCUUAAUAUCUUCCAAAUCAACCCUUACUAAUCCAGAUUAAGAAUCUCUGCUAUUCAGUAAGUUAAGAAAACCUGACAUAAAGCACCACACAAUGCUAAAAUUCCUCUGAAUUGUGAAACAUUUAUAGAUUAUCUUAAAACCAGUGUUGAUAGAUAAUAACUUGAUCUUUGCCUCUUACUCAUUACAGGCAGUAGAGGUCAUGAAACAAAUGAAUGGUGUAACCCAUCCAUGGGCAUUGGAAUUCAUUCACUACUCACAGUCUAAUGCAUGUUUUCGCAUGGAUGAGAGUUCUGUCAGCUACGCUGCUGGUGUGCUGCAUCAAAAAGCACAUUGACAUUAGUGACAAGAGUACAGUGAAAAAUCUAGCUUCUUUGUAAAAUAUUCCUUUUAUUUUUCUUCUUAAUCCAGAAAGCUUUCUCUUUUACAGCAGUUUCUUGCUCAGAACAGGCAAUGAUAUCAGUGUUCAGGACAGGCAAAUAUAUCAGUGUUCAGGAGGAAGAUGUUGUGACAUUCUUUGGUACUCUAAUAAGAGCCCUUUCUUUGCCAAGGCCUGGUCUUGAAAUGUUUUAGCAUCAAACUUUCCCAGCUCUUAUUUCUAUUGUUAAGAGCCCAGGAGUGGGUGAACGAACAAGUAUCUUGUUCACACCAUUAUGUGUAAUAUCUGUUACAAUAGUAACUCAUGUCUGGAGCUUCACAUUUAGCUUCCUGAGUAAAGUAGACUGAAUCCAGUGCUAUCAGGGUUUUACAGUGAUUUUUUGUUGAGUGAGGCACCGCGGAAGUUUGGCAGGCAUGUUUUGAUGUUAAAAUCUUGUUGUUCAUAUGAGUGACUAGCUUGGUUUCCAGUGGCAACCAUGACUUUUUUUGGUGGUCUUCCAAUUUUAAAGAUCGAUGACAAAGGACUUUUGAGAUUCUGUUACCACUCAGAAGGAGAAAGGUUGCCUGUGACAACACCCUUAUUUUAUGGUCAAAACUUUUUCUAUGCCUCAACUGAUAAUUGUAGUACCAACUGUUGGUGCCAAAAUGUCACAUAUUCCAAUUCCUGAACAUGAUUGAGACUGUGAAGAACUGCAUUUGCUGCAUCUCCCAUUUUCAUAUAUAGUUCCUUAAAUAAGCAAAAUUAUUUCUUCUCAGCUUCCUUGUUUAUAUCUUACUGUGCUCUUCUGCUUUGACCAAAUGUUGUAAAAGGUUGUUGAAAAAGUUAAUUGAAAGAAUUGAAAGAGCUAUAGGGAAAAAAGUUAUUUUCUUGACCAUUAUCAAAGAAAUUUUUGCACUACUGACUUCUUGGAAGUCUUAGUAUUUUUGCAACUUUGCUAUACUUGAUUUUUGGUCAUUUUUGGGUACCUAAUAUUUUCCUUGGUUUCCAGAAUACUGCUCAGUUCUUUGUUGUCAAGACAGCAUCCCAUUGGAUUUCACAACUGAUUAUAGUGUAGUGGUUAGAACUGGUUCCUAAUGCGUGAUCUUAUUGAUAUGGCCAACAUUUUUCAAUAAAACCAGCUCUGACGAAGGGAGAACAUUAAAAAUGUCAGCUUUAGAUAAUCUUUACAGUAGCUAAUUUACAUUAUCAAAUCAGUUGACAAAGCCAAAUUAUCUCAUAAUAAGACUGGAUUGAGGAGAUGACUGACACAGGAUAAUAAAUAACUUUCAAGUCAUUCUAGAAAGUACUCUGCGCUAUGCAAUUCACCUCAGGUAAAAGAAGGAAAUAUGUGGUGCACAAUAAUGGCUGAAAAUCAACCUAGAUUUCGCUUAAAGAGAAUUUGUUUGGGUAUUUAUGCACAUGGAAAUAAAGAGCUUCAGAG